CCCAGAAGUCUCCGGUGCUGCUCGCUGGGAACGCACUUCCUGGGACGCAGCGAGGGAGACGCUCUAAGAAGCUCCUCAGUGUGGGCGAGUGAAAUGUCUUGGACGUGAGAAGCAGGCCCAGAUCAUCUCUACUGUCUAUAUUCAGAUGUGCAUCUAUUUCUUCUAAGUUGAUUAAAGUUGUUUUACAACUGUGAAGUACCUCAAAGAUCUGACUGACAGUACUGCACAAGCCUGCCUGCCAUGGGCUGUCGGGAUGUCCAUGCAGCCACAGUCCUCUCCUUCCUGUGUGGAAUCGCCUCGGUAGCAGGCCUCUUUGCAGGAACUCUGCUUCCCAACUGGAGGAAAUUACGACUGAUCACAUUCAACAGAAACGAGAAGAAUCUGACUGUUUACACUGGCCUGUGGGUGAAGUGUGCCCGAUAUGAUGGGAGCAGUGACUGCCUGAUGUAUGACACUACUUGGUACUCAUCAGUUGACCAACUGGACUUGCGGGUCCUCCAGUUUGCCCUGCCUCUCAGCAUCCUGAUUGCAAUGGGUGCCCUGCUGCUCUGCCUCAUUGGAAUGUGCAACACGGCCUUCAGGUCCUCAGUGCCCAACAUCAAACUGGCCAAGUGUCUGGUCAAUAGUGCAGGCUGUCAUCUGGUGGCCGGGCUGCUGUUUUUCCUGGCAGGUACUGUGAGCCUCUCCCCAUCCAUCUGGGUCAUCUUUUAUAACGUUCAUCUGAACAAGAAGUUUGAGCCAGUCUUUACAUUUGACUACGCAGUGUAUGUCACUAUGGCUAGUGCUGGGGGCCUGUAUAUGACUUCCCUUCUACUGUUUAUUUGGUACUGUGCAUGCAAAUCUUUGCCUUCUCCUUUCUGGCAGCCACUGUACUCCCAUCCGCCCAGUAUGCAUACUUACUCACAGCCCUAUUCAGCACGUUCCCGCCUUUCUGCCAUUGAAAUUGACAUUCCAGUUGUUUCACACAGCACCUAAUGGGGAAAUAGUUCUCAGAGAAAACUUGUAGCCUCACAUUUCCCGUAUACAAGAACCCAUAUACAUUUUCCUUUGUUUCUGACCAGUCAAUGAAGCCAAAUUCGUAUGUCCAGGUAGAAUGAAGUGCUGCUAGUUUUAUGAAAAGUACAUUAUUUUAAUGUGAAUCAUUCCUUUUAUCUUGCUUCUUAUGCUAGAAGGAUUUUUAACCUCUAUAUUGAUACUUAAUCAGUUAUUCAAGUGGAAAGGGCCUGUGUCUCAGUUGAGGUGAUUUAGAGCAACAUGGUAAAGUAAAAAAUGAUGACUAAGAGAGGCUAUUGUACAUGAUAUUUAUGAGUAUUUCAGAAUGUGUAUUGUCCUUUUUCUAUAAUACCUUAAACUGGGGAAAAAAGGCAAUUUCAAAUGUAAGAAAUUUCUUUCAGGUAAGGAUAAUAUUUUAACAGUAGUCAGUCUACCAGCUUAAGGCUGUAACUUUUCUUACUUCUCUCUCGGGGCUAAUUAUAUUGAAUAGAGUUUCAUAUUUUGAAGAUACUUUCCUUUAUGCAUUCCUUAUCUUCUACCUCAUGGCAGUGUUUAAAAAUAAAAUGCAUUUUAAGUGAUGUCAGAGAGAAUAAGCCUAACAUUUUAAAUAUCUACUAGUAUGGAUAACAUUUAACAUAAUUUUAAAAGUUAAUGAUUCUAUAAAUUGUAUUAUUAGAGUUAAAAUGGGCCAUGUGAUGGAUCGGUGCUUCCCUUCUGAGGCAAAAAUCCUUUUUUUUUUUUCUUUUUUUUUUCAGAUAGCAUCCACCAAGCAGUACUCAUGGCCCUCUAUAAUCUCUUAAUGACAAAGAGAAAGAAAGAAAGAGGCCCAAGUGAUUUGUUUUUAGACAGUGGUAGGGGACAAGCAUCUAUUCUUCAUUGACAACAUCAGAGAUUCAUUCUAGUGACUGCCUUUUGAAUGAUGAGUGAAGUAAGUUAUGCUUCACCAUGACCACAUUCACUCUUGAUUCAGUUCCUGCCCUCAUCACUGAUUAUUUCCUUGAGCAUAUAACUUUGCUCAACACUUUAGUGGGUGCUGUAGAGGAUAUAUGAAAAGUAUGAGAUCUGGUCCCAUCCAUUAAGAUAUUUUAAUAAAGGGCAGCCUGGGUGGCUCAGUGGUUUAGCGCCACCUUCAGCCCAGGGCGUGAUCCUGGAGACCCAGGUUCAAGUCCCACAUCGGGCUCCCUGGGUGGAGCCUGCUUCUCCCUCUGCCUGUGUUUCUGCCUCUCUCUCUCUCUCUCUCUCUCUCUCUCUCUCUCUGUCUCUCAUGAGUAAAUAAAUAAAAUAUUUUUUUUAAAAAAGAUAUUUUAAUAAAGAAGAUCAAACUGUUAUCUAACAAAUAGGGAUCAGUCUGACUUAAUUGGCAGCUGGUCUUAAUUUCUCAAUCAUUGAUCCAGGAAUAUAUUUCAACCAGACAUGUGGCUUUUUGGCAGACAGGCUUAUUGUACGAUACCAGCAAUAUUCUGGAACUUAGAAAUUCAAUUCAUUGGAUCCUUUAGAGCACCUACCCUAGCCUAGACACUAUAAUAACACUGUAUCAGAUUCAUGAAAAUGGGCAAAAAUGGUAAAGAAAUUAAAUUAUUCCCUUUUCACCUCUGAAAGUAUGAUGAUGUAUUGAAGAGGGAGGAGUAAUUAAAAUCUCUCUUGUAACGGGGUAAUAUUUAGAUGCAACCACGUUAACACUGAGAUGAAUGCUUAGAAAUUCAGGGAUAUUGGGUGUUUACCUUAUGAAUUUGAGCUGCUGACUUAAUUGGUAUAAUUUGCUAUACAUUAGUACUGUGUUCAUAAGGAUUUUGUUUUAUUAACCAUUACAAAUUUCACAAACAGCUAGUUGCAUGGUAAGCAGAUUAUUAUGCCUCUUUGCAAAUCUGGUUAUGAUUCUGAUACUUUUGUGGUUGUAAGUGGUACUUUUUUUUUUCCCUAAUUACAGCACUGGUUUAUGUAUAUAGCAAAUAAAUCCAGUUGUAUAAUUUUUAAAUGCCAUCAGUAUAAAGCAUGCAAAAAUACGUUUUUUUUAGUUACAGCUUCUGAUUACCUUCAUUUCCAUUCCUUUUUUUGCUCUUCUCAGAUAUAGCUAAAUCCUGAUCACUCCAAGACAAUGGCAGGUAGAAUUUUGAGACUAAUAUUAAUUUCCUCCUUGCUAAUUAAUAUCAGUCUCACUAAAUUUGUCCAGAAGUGUCAAGAAUUCUACCAUCUUCCUGUUCUUAGUAUCAACAAUAUUAAAGAAAAGUAGACUUAGCCAUUAAUACACUAGACAGGUUUUAGUCCAUGGGAUUAUAAAUAUAAAUGUGAAGGUUUUCCUGUAAGCAUCUUUUGCAGUCUUUUCAUAAUCCGUAGCCUCAAACUAGUAUUUACUAUGGAUAUAGUAGGCAAAAGAAACCGCUGUUUCCCUUAUUGUCUUUAAUAUUUCAGAUUUGCUCUCAAUAGCUAUUCUUCAAAGCCAUCAAAGGAAAGCAAGUAUUUAUAGUUAUUUUUAGUAAUUUUUGAGCACUCAUCAGGCUAUCAUUGUGAUGGGAGAUUUUUUGUUGUUGUUGCUGCAAGUUAUUAAUGUUAAGGGCCUUUUACAGAAGCCAGCUUGGAAACAACCUUAAAUGUGGUAUGAUGCACCAGAUUUGGUUUAUCCAGCCAUGGGAGGAAAAAAAAAAACUCUGAGUUUACUUUACUUGUAAUUAUACACUAUACUAGAUGAUGUUUGUUGUAAACUGCAAUGUAAAACCUCAGUAAAACUGCACUGUACUUCUUGAUGUUUAUUAAAAGAUGUAUUUUUACAA
This is a messenger RNA of Nyctereutes procyonoides (raccoon dog), 3761 nucleotides long. RefSeq names its product claudin 12 (gene CLDN12). The coding region runs from base 241 to 975 and encodes 244 amino acids. The record is from RefSeq and is a predicted model, not a curated record. NCBI's taxonomy places the organism in Eukaryota, Metazoa, Chordata, Mammalia, Carnivora, Canidae. The transcript is spliced from 3 exons. Gene Ontology annotation, cellular component: plasma membrane.